Messenger RNA from Morone saxatilis (striped sea-bass), 2025 nucleotides. RefSeq names its product isocitrate dehydrogenase [NAD] subunit gamma, mitochondrial-like. Gene Ontology annotation, biological process: isocitrate metabolic process; tricarboxylic acid cycle. Gene Ontology annotation, cellular component: mitochondrion. The transcript has 9 exons. Gene Ontology annotation, molecular function: NAD binding; magnesium ion binding; oxidoreductase activity, acting on the CH-OH group of donors, NAD or NADP as acceptor. The record is from RefSeq and is a predicted model, not a curated record. Lineage: Eukaryota; Metazoa; Chordata; Actinopteri; Moronidae. The coding region runs from base 230 to 1132 and encodes 300 amino acids.
CAGUAGUUUAGUGGAUGCAUCUGGUGGAUUGUUCAGGGAGGAGUUUGACUCUGUGUGUCUGUGUUGGUGAACACAUUUACAGCCUCCGCCCGCUCGGUACGGAGGCAGGCACACCGUGACUCUGAUUCCCGGAGAUGGCAUCGGACCAGAGCUGGGAAACCACGUGCGUGAACUAUUUAGGUUCUGCUGCGUGCCCGUGGACUUUGAAGUUGUCAAUGUGGACUCAUCCAUGGCGUCGGAGGAUGACAUCAAUAAUGCCAUAAUGGCUAUCAGACGCAAUGGAGUGGCACUAAAAGGUAACAUCGAGACCAACCACAACCUGCCGCCAUCCUACAAGUCCAGAAACAACCUGCUCCGCACGACUCUGGAUCUGUAUGCCAACGUGAUGCACUGCCAGUCUCUACCGGGAGUCAGGACUCGCCACAGAAACAUCGACAUCAUGAUCAUCAGGGAGAACACGGAGGGAGAGUACAGCAGCCUGGAGCACGAGAACGUACCGGGCGUUGUUGAAUGUCUGAAGAUCAUCACCAAGACCAAAUCUCUACGCAUCGCUGACUACGCAUUCAGGACUGCUCGGGCCAAAGGACGCAGACGAGUCACUGCCGUGCACAAAGCUAACAUCAUGAAGUUGGGUGACGGGCUCUUCCUGGAGUGCUGUAAGGAGGUCGCCAGCGGUUACCCUGAAAUCACCUUCGACAGUAUGAUUGUAGACAACACCACCAUGCAGCUGGUUUCCAGGCCCCAGCAGUUCGAUGUGAUGGUCAUGCCCAACCUGUAUGGCAACGUGGUGAGCAAUGUGUGUGCCGGGCUGGUCGGCGGACCCGGCCUGGUGCCUGGAGCCAACUAUGGAGAGGACUACGCCGUGUUUGAGACGGGCACCAGGAACACCGGGAAGAGCAUCGCUAACCGUAACACAGCAAACCCCACGGCCAUGCUGCUGGCCUCCUGCCUGCUGUUGGACCACCUGAAGCUCCACGCCUUCGCCAGCAUGAUCCGCAGGGCCAUCCUCUCCACCGUCAGUGAGACUCGGCUGCACACUGCCGACCUCGGAGGACAAGGCUCCACCUCUGAAGUGGUCCAGUCCAUCAUGAAUGCUGUUCAGAGCACCGGGCCUCAGACUCUGAGCAUCUAGAACAAACACACAUAAAAUAUGGAAAUAUAUGUGUGUGUGUGUGUUAGUGUGCCUCUCUUCAGUGUUUGAUAGGAACACUGAAAUAUCUAUGCAAUGGUUUCCUUCUUAUCGUCACGUAGAUUGACUGUUAUUUAAAGUUUGUUUGAGCACUUUGUUUGAAGCUUUACUUUCCCAUCAUACUGUUGACUGUAUGAAACACUCAGGGUUCCCACGUGUCCUGGAAAACCUGGAAAUCUAGAGACUAGUGUUCCAGUCAUGGAAAACAGCUGGAAGUUGAUUAAAAUGAUCAAAUAUCCUGAAAAUAAUCUGUGUUCUCCUGGAAAUGUUUGUGUUUUAGCCCCUCACUCAGGUCGGCUGUGUAAAGCUGGGUGUGUAUUUUGUUUGAAACGCGACUGUAUGACACUUCAGAGCAGGUCCACCAGAUCUUUUCAAUAUCAGGUCUAUUUUUUCCAGAGUUGGGAGCAAAACUCUCAUAUGUCCAUGCAUUACAGACUAUUAAUGAUCAAAUCUCUUGUUGCUGUGGUUUAUAAAUACACAGUGAUAUUAAUUGUACGUGCAAUGAACACUUUAACCUUCUAGAAGAUUAAUGUUUUGUAAAAUAAAAUUAAUUCUACUUGAUGUGAACUGUAACUGAAGGGCUGUGGCCACAUUAAUGGAGUUAAUCUGCCUGAAACUGAAUAUGUUUAUAUGAACUUCUGGAAAAUGAUUUGUUAGAAAGAGCGGGAACCCUGAAUACCUCAGCUGUUUGAGUUCAUCCUUCCCAUGUUUAUUAGUUUGUUGCAUUUAUUUAUUUAGUGUAACUUAUUUUAAAGCAAUCUCAGCUGUUGUUCGUCCACUGAAACAAAGCUGUCGUACUACCGAACGUAUUGGGCAACAGUUACCUCUAAUAAAGC